AUGGCGCAGAAAGGAGUUCAGCUGACACAAGAAACUUUCUCUUGUUCGAUCUGUUUGGAUCUACUGAAGAAUCCGGUGACUAUUCCCUGUGGACACAGCUACUGCAUGAACUGUAUUGAAAGCUUCUGGGAUGAAGAGGAAAAGAAGAAAAUCUACAGCUGCCCUCAGUGCAGACAGACUUUCACAGCGAGGCCUGUCCUGGUGAAAAACACCAUGUUAGCAGUUUUAGUGGAGCAGCUGAAGAAGACUGGACUCCAAGCUGCUCCUGCUGAUCACUGCUAUGCUGGACCUGAAGAUGUGGCCUGUGAUGUCUGCACUGGAAAAAAAAUGAAAGCCUUCAAGUCCUGUUUAUUCUGUCUGGCAUCUUACUGUGAGAAACACCUUCAGCCUCAUUAUGAUUCACCUACAUUCAAGAAACACAAGCUGGUGGAGCCCUCCAAGAAGCUCCAGGAGAACAUCUGCUCUCGUCAUGAUGAGGUGAUGAAGAUGUUCUGCCGUACUGAUCAGCAGAGUAUCUGUUAUCUCUGCCCUGUGGAUGAACAUAAAGGCCACGACACAGUCUCAGCUGCAGCAGAAAGGACUGAGAGGCAGAGAGAGCUGGAGGUGAGUCGACAAAACAUCCAGCAGAGAAUCCAGGACAGAGAGAAAGAUGUGAAGCUGCUUCAACAGGAGGUGGAGGCCAUCAAUCAGUCUGCUGAUCAAACAGUGGAGCACAGUGAGAAGAUCUUCACUGAGCUGAUCCAUCUCAUCCAGAAAAGAAGCUCUGAUGUGAAGCAGCAGAUCAGAUCCCAGCAGGAAACUGAAGUGAGUCGAGUCAAAGAGCUUCAGGAGAAGCUGGAGCAGGAGAUCACUGAGCUGAAGAGGAAAGAUGCUGAGCUGAAGCAGCUCUCACACACAGAGGAUCACAUCCAGUUUCUACACAACUACCCCUCACUGUCAGCACUCAGUGAGUCUACAGACUCAUCCAGCAUCAAUAUCCGUCCUCUGAGCUACUUUGAGGAUGUGACAGCAGCUGUGUCAGAGGUCAGAGAUAAACUACAGGACAUUCUGAGAGAGGAACGGACAAACAUCUCACUGACAGUCACUGAAGUGGAUGUUUCACUGUCACAACCAGAGCCAAAGACCAGAGCUGGAUUCUUAAAAUAUUCACGUAACAUCACACUGGAUCCAAACACAGCAAACACACAGCUGUUAUUAUCAGAGGGGAACAGAAAAGCAACAUUUGUGAAAUAUCAGCAGUCUUAUCCUGAUCAUCCAAACAGAUUCAGAUAUUGUUAUCAAGUCCUGGGUAGAGAACGUCUGACUGGACGUUGUUACUGGGAGGUGGAGAGGAAAGGGCGAGUUUAUGUAGCAGUUGCAUACAAGAACAUUAGCAGAGCAGGGUGUGGAAAAGUGUGUGGAUUUGGUCGUAAUGACAAAUCUUGGGCAUUAGAUUGUUCCAAAAACAGUUACACAUUUUGGCAUAAGAACAUUGAAACUCCAGUUUCAGGUCAUGGGUCCUCCAGAGUAGGAGUGUACCUGGAUCACAGAGCAGGUAUUUUGUCUUUCUAUAAAGUCUCUGAAACCAUGACUAUGCUCCACAGAGUUCAGACCACAUUCACUAAGCCGCUUUUUGCUGGACUUUGGUUUUACAAUAAUUAUGGAGAUAUUGCUGAGUUCAUCAAACUGAAAUAGACUGAACUCGUUCAUAUUGUUGUGGGUUUAAAUUGGAGUGGAUUUUUCACUUGAGCUAGAAUUUUUGGGAUCGGCCCGAGUUUCGCCUUAAUGUGUCAUGCAUUGUGUAGUAUACAUGGAGUAACGAGAAGCGAGUAACACCUCACAACCAGUUCCCGAUCAGCAAUCAUAUGGUCACAAGAAAGUCAAACCUUUUUGAAAUCCUGGUCGCCCCUCAUGAGAGUAUCCACUGUUGAAGCAGUGCCACAAGCCAAUUUAACGCAACCUCUCACACUGCGCGUGCCCAAACACAGAAGCGGAAAAGUCGGAGCAACAUGGCAGUGCAGCGUGUGAUCUAGACAAAGGCUAUGGACGCCUAACUUGUAGAACUUUGGCAAGUUCAUCUGAGGCUUUUCAAUGUGUCCUCACAAAACUAUCACGACCACAGCAACCGUGAAGAGUUAGAUGGACUUUGCUGCUCAGUUAUGUUUUCAUUAGCAAUUUAGAAAAGUUGAUGGUGGUGUGUGUGCGUGUGCGUG
Messenger RNA from Maylandia zebra (zebra mbuna), 2192 nucleotides. Lineage: Eukaryota; Metazoa; Chordata; Actinopteri; Cichliformes; Cichlidae. The record is from RefSeq and is a predicted model, not a curated record.